Messenger RNA from Penicillium nucicola, 1728 nucleotides. RefSeq lists its product as uncharacterized. Gene Ontology annotation, cellular component: fungal-type vacuole; membrane. Lineage: Eukaryota; Fungi; Ascomycota; Eurotiomycetes; Eurotiales; Aspergillaceae. The record is from RefSeq and is a predicted model, not a curated record. Gene Ontology annotation, molecular function: xanthine transmembrane transporter activity. Gene Ontology annotation, biological process: transmembrane transport; xanthine transport. The coding region runs from base 1 to 1728 and encodes 575 amino acids. The transcript is spliced from 4 exons.
AUGGGCGAUCAACGGCGAUUUCCAGAGAAAGAAGAUACGCAUCUAGAUUCAGACGACACGAGAUCGCAAAUAGUUGAAGUUUCGCCUGUCGCCGAAACCCGAUGGCAGUACCUAUAUCGAUAUUUUACGACGAGAGAGGGAUGGAUCGGUGACUAUGACUAUGUGUAUCUGGUGACGCCGAAUAUCUGGCCCUUGAAUAAGAAGUACAAGGACUAUGAGGCUCCAUUUUACGGCUUAAACGACGAAGUCCCCAUUCUCCUCACAAUCAUCCUGGGCCUUCAACAUGCCUUGACCAUGAUUGGAUCAGUGGUCUCGCCCCCUCUUGCUCUUGCAAGCGGUGCCUUCUAUCUUUCUUCUGAACAAAGUCAGUACCUCGUCUCAGCGGCCUUCAUCACAACCGGAAUCGCAACAGCCAUGCAGGUGACACGGGUUCAUCUGACAAAAACACCCUUCUACAUCGGCACUGGCCUUCUCUCAGUAGUCGGUCCGACAUUCGAUAUCCUGGCUAUUGCAUUUAGUUAUGCGGACAUGCGUUAUACGAAUGGAACAUGUCCCACCUCUGCUGAUGGAUCAAGACUUCCAUGUCCGGAUGCCUGGGGUGCCAUGCUCGGUACUAUUCUCUGCACUGUCUGGAUUCAGAUCUUGCUAUCAUUUGUUCCGCCGAAGACACUGAACAGGAUAUUCCCCAAGAUUGUGACGGGUACACUUCUUCUUCUCGUCGGUGUUUACUUGAUUUCCAGUGGAAUGGAGAACUGGGGUGGCAGCUCGAAUUGCAAUGGUGGCAAGGGCUUUUAUGCUCUCUGCCCUGAUACUGCAGCUCCAAAACCACUGCUAUGGGGACAUCCCAAACUCAUCGGUCUCGGGUUCAGUGUUUUCGUAACGAUUAUUAUUGUCGAGCUUUUCGGGUCACCGUUAAUGCGCUCUGCAUCUGUGGUCUUUGGAUUGGCAGUUGGAUGUGCGAUAUCCGGUGCCACUGGGUAUUGGUCACACACUAAUAUCGACGCCGCCCCAGUCGCGACGUUCCUCUGGGUUCAUACUUUCAAGCUGUCCGUGGAUGGAGCAUUGGUGUUACCUCUUCUCAUUCUCUUCAUUUGCGAGGCUGUCAGUUGCAUGCCGGAUAUUCUGGCCACUGCCGAGAUCUCAGGAGUGGAGAUUGAUGGCGUCGAGUUCAAUAGCCGUAUCCAAGGUGGCAUUCUCUGUGAUGGUAUUGGUAGUUUGAUCAGUGCUUUGGGGACGGGCUUGCCGAUGGUCAGCCAGGCUGGAAACAAUGGUGUUAUCUCUCUGACUGGAUGUGCUAGUCGGAGAGCAGGAUGGUGCGCUUCAGGUUUCCUCAUCCUCAUGGGAAUCUUCGGCAAAUUUGGCGCUGUGUUUGGCUCUAUGCCUCCGUCUGUCCUUGGAGGCAUGCAAGUUUUCCUCUACAGCACGAUCGUCGUUGCGGGUAUCAAGGUUCUCAGUCUGGUUGAGUUUACGAGACGCAAUCGUUUCAUUCUCACCACUGCGCUUGGUAUUGGAUUCAUCGAUAUUGUGUCGCCCAGCUGGUUUGCCCAGAUCUUGGAUUACAGUGGCUCGAAUGUGCGACUACAGGGCUUUGAACAGGGUAUCAAUUUGAUGGUUGAGACUCCGUUUAUCAUUGCUGCUGUUGUUGGAGUUUUUAUGAACUUGGUGCUGCCCUAUGAUGGGAAUCAGAAGAUUGAUAGGCGUGAGGGAAGACCUGCACUGCCUACUUGA